This is a messenger RNA of Brenthis ino (lesser marbled fritillary), 306 nucleotides long. Lineage: Eukaryota; Metazoa; Arthropoda; Insecta; Lepidoptera; Nymphalidae. The record is from the annotation of a GenBank genome assembly.
AUGAAUAGGGUGCGGUCAAAGAGUGCACACGACCUCCUCAACACUUAUGCUCGCCUGGUACUUUUGAGUACUAGGAGUACGAGGACGAACCUCAAGGAGUGCUCUCUAUAUAUGUAUAGGGCGCCGUCAAAGAGUGCACACGACCUCCUCAACGCUUAUGCACGCCUGUCCGCAGCGGAGCAGCGCGUGUCGCAGCGCGAGCGCGGCGCGCGCGAUGUGCAGCAGCAGGCAGGCGCGCACCGCCAGCGGCAGCGCGCGCGCGCACACCAGGUACAGCCGGUGCACGAGCACGCGGCAGUCCUGCCG